UGCUCUUGCUCCUCCUCCUGCUUCUCCUGAUCUUCCUCUUCCUACUUCUCCUCCUUCUCCUUCUCUUGCUCCUGCUCCUCCCGCUGCUGUUCCCCCCUGUUCCCGCUGCCGACCCUUCCCUCCCCGCGGGGUGACGCGGCGGGUUCGUCAUCAGGCGGCGAUCGCUGUUGAGGUUCCUCUUUCUAAUGAUAAUGAAAAUGAACAGUCAAAAUCCAUUCAAAGAAAGAGAGUACUUCCGUCUUGGAUGCUGGAAAGAGAUCUCCUGGUUGAGAGGAUUUCCGAACCUGUAAUGAAAGAAGGUCAUAAAAUGAAAAUAGGCCGAGGAAGGGGAGAAAAUAAUAUGGAAUCAUUAAAAUCAGAAGUAAAUGUGCAGCAGGAAAAAAGAUUAGCUUCUGAAGAAGCUCUGGAAGAUUUUGAAAGUGAAGAGCAAGGUCAAUGGAAAAGGAGCUGUCUUUCCAUCCCUGUCCCUUCACCUCAGAGUACAUCUGGAUUUCCUCUUGAGAGUACCAUGAGAAACAUGGAAGGAAAUGGCAAGACUGGAACAAAAAACCCUGGAAAUUCUCUGGAGAAAAGUGAUAGGGAGCUGCAUAGUAAAUGCUCUAAAAGAAUAGGUCAGAUCUCCAGUAAAACAAGUAGAAUUGAGGAAACAGAAAACAAAGAGCAGAUCACUGGUUCUACAAGCCAACAAGCUCACUGGGGCAGGACUUCCCAAUGUUUUGGUGCCCAGGAAGGGAUUCUUGAGCCUGAUGAAAAUCUGGAUUACAAGACCGAGGUUUCUGAUUCAACAAGAAGUGCAGAUGCUUCAGAAAGCUCCAAACAGAUCAAGCAUAAGAGGACACCAUGCAUGUAUGGAAAAAACUGUUACAGGAAGAAUCCUGUUCACUUUCAGCAGUUCAGUCACCCUAAUGAUGAUGACUAUCAUGAAAUGGAGGUCGUAACUCAGGAUGAUAACGAUAACCGGCCUGAAUGUCCAUAUGGAACAGCUUGUUACAGGAAGAAUCCACAGCACAAGCUAGAAUACAAGCACAGUGCACCUCCAGUAACUGAAAGAGGAACCCUACAACGCAUGUCAAAGAAUAGAAAAAGGGCUGUGGAGAAGGACAAUGCCAAUGAUGAUGAACCAAAUGAAUAUGACCUUAAUGAUGGUUUUAUCGAUGAUGAGGAAGAGGAGUGUGAGCCUACUGAUGAAGACUCUGACUGGGAACCAAGUUCAGAAGACAAGGAUAAUGAAGAUGUUGAAACACUCUUGCAAGAAGCACAUAGAUUUAUUAAGACCAAAAAGUAGCUGCACAGAACAAAAUGAUGAACGUCUGAUCUGUUGUGUUAAAACUUGGAUGCACCAGAAAAGGAAUUGCUUUGAAAACUGUUCUUUCGUCAGUGAUGUAGGCAGUACAGGAAGAUUUUAGUGGGGUCAAGGAGGUGAUUCAGCAAUGUCUUUCUUUUCUGUGUGUAUUAUUUUGGUGGAUUGGGGUUUUUUUUCUUUGUUUUGUUUUAUUAAGUUCUGUAGCCAGAGGACCAAGUUCUGAAAGUGUUUUGGUUUUAAUUUUUGAUCUGUUUCUUCUGCAACACCACUGAUGUCUCAUAGUUGGAAAUACAGUUUUAAAGGUUGUUAAUACCUCGUCCUGUUAAGGCUUCAUUCCUGUGCUUGAAAUAAAUAUUGGCAUUAGGGAAGUCUUUUGUUUUACUCUGAAACUCACUACUGUGUUGAAUAAAGAGGAGUUUGGCUUCACACCUGCAGUAUUACAGACUAAAUCUUGGUCAUCACUGCGGGAUCUGUCUAAGUAAUUUUUUAAUGUUCUUAUAAGUUAGUGCCAUCUCAAACUUCAUUAGUCUGCUACCAGCUUUCCUUUUCGAAUUAAUUUCUUUCCUUCUCUUGAUGCACAGUAAAUACAGAUUGUCUACAUCACUUGAGAACAGUUUCCCUGUGUAUCGAACCACUUCAUUGUAUCAACAAUAAUUAUGGUGUAUUUGCUCUAAUGUAGUAAUGCCUCUUCCCAUACAUUACUGGAAUUAUGUUCAGUUCACAACAAGGCUGAUGUUCUGAUAACUUUAUUUUUGCACAAUUAAACUUUGGAAAAAGUUCUAACUGUGUCUGUGGUUUCUAAAGACUUCAUUGGAAGAUCUUGCCUUUAGUGUGUUUGCAACUUUCCUGAGGUUUCAAGCAAGUAAAUGAAAAAGUGUUACUGUCUUUCAGGACAGAUGCCUGGAGCCCUGUGAAUGGGGAACUUUUUUGGACACAAUCCUGAAAUCCAGCAGGGAAAGCAUGCUUGUGUGACUUUGACUCUUCUGUGAACCUCUGCCAAAUCCUAGCUGAAAAUAGACAUUCAAAUACACUUGAGCUUUUCAGUUGGGUGGCAAAAUGUUCUCUGAUGAAAAUAAAAUAGCCAUUGCUGCAAGCUGGCAUCAGGCUGCUUUUGGAUGCUGGAUCAUCUUUUGCCAAUUGAGUGUCAGAUCAAAAAUAGUAGAUUCUGAAAAUGUAAACAUUCAUAUUGGGCAGCUGUUCUGAAUUUGGAGAACAUCAGUUUCUGUUGGCCAGUCCUUACUGUUUGCUAAAGCUAUUUCACAGAGAAAGAAUCUGAUGAUUUCUGUGACCAUAAUCAUCCUCAAACAAAAGCAUUCUGUGUUGUAGCAUUAACUUGUGAAUGGCUCUUUAAGUGGGUCUCAGGAGCUUCUAGCCCUUACUUUGAAAGCAGAAACCUCCAGAAACACUGGAGGUUCCUGGUCAGAAAUAUAAUCACAAAAGCAAAUUUGGAAGCAAUGCUUGAGUUUGCAUGGUGGAUCAAGUUUUAUUAAUGAUACAGAAGGUCUGAAAAAAAGCAUGUAUUACUGAAGCAGCACGCUGGGAAAGUCAAAGCUGUAAUCAAGCUGCUCUAUGCCGAUAGACUGAAGUUAUCUCUGUUGAAGUGUAUUUUCCUAUACUUGUAUUCUUUCCUUAACAGUGGGAUAUAUUUUUAUUCUUCUGGAGGGGCAAACCUGUAAUUGCAGGAUAUUGAAAUAUUGCUUGGAAAUACUCUGUUUGAGGUACAGAUGAGACUAGGCAGACGCUUAGCAGACCCUCGAAUGUGAAAUUACCCAAUAUUUUUCAGGAAGGCACCACGACUUAGUAGGCCGAGUCUAGAGAUAGCCCUGUGAUUAGACUCACUCUGGUUGUAGCUUAUUCUGUAAAUAUAUUAGUGAAAUAAUAAAAGGUUUAUCUGACCAUCUCUGCCAAUUGCCUCCCAAAGGCAGAGUAUAACGUUUCACCAUAUAGUCUCUGCAUCAAAUUAGUCCAUAAUAUAUGCUUAUUAGCUCUGAAAAAAAGACUGAUGAAAUAUUUACCAGCCUCACUAAAGAAAAGGUGUUUUAAAAUGCUGUACUUCUGAAUGAAAUGAAUAAGAAGUGCAGUCACCUGAGAGGGUACCCAUCUGUUUUCAUAAGGUGGGGCUAAGACGGGUAAGCUCUCAGUUUGUGACUCAUAAUGCAAGAAACAAAUUUCUCCUCCUUUUAACUCACGAUACCUCUUUCAAACUGCCUCUGAACUCUUCCACUAAACCCUCAACUGAAUUUCCUUUUCUUCGUUUCAAGCCCAUUCCUCCUUGUCCUCUACACAAAGCAUGGGGAGAAGUUAAUUCCCUUUUUAUUGGCAGCA
Cuculus canorus (common cuckoo) is the source of this 3628-nucleotide messenger RNA. RefSeq names its product aprataxin and PNKP like factor (gene APLF). The record is from RefSeq and is a predicted model, not a curated record. The transcript is spliced from 8 exons. NCBI's taxonomy places the organism in Eukaryota, Metazoa, Chordata, Aves, Cuculiformes, Cuculidae. Gene Ontology annotation, molecular function: 3'-5' exonuclease activity; DNA-(apurinic or apyrimidinic site) endonuclease activity. Gene Ontology annotation, cellular component: nucleus; site of double-strand break. The coding region runs from base 245 to 1285 and encodes 346 amino acids. Gene Ontology annotation, biological process: double-strand break repair.